This is a messenger RNA of Acyrthosiphon pisum (pea aphid), 918 nucleotides long. RefSeq lists its product as uncharacterized. The coding region runs from base 1 to 918 and encodes 305 amino acids. The record is from RefSeq and is a predicted model, not a curated record. The transcript has 4 exons. Lineage: Eukaryota; Metazoa; Arthropoda; Insecta; Hemiptera; Aphididae.
AUGGCUGGUUCAAUCGCUGACAACGCUACCUUAUACAAUGAGAAGAAGAAGGCUUUCACUUAUGUACCACCAUCACCUCCGGCUGAACUCAUCGAGUCUACAUCCUACACGUUAGACUUUACAGCUAGAAAAUUUAUAAUUGUCGGUAUCGAUCCAACAGAACAACUUCAAACAGUUGUACUCUUAUUAACAUCAUCACGUUAUGUGAAAAUUAGUAUAGAUUUUCUAAGACGGAUAUUCUCGCUUAUGGGUAACGUACUAUCUUUUAUAUUAGACACGCCACAAAACUACAAGCGAACCAUAUUUCUCGAAACUGAUUCUUAUAAAAUAUCAAGUAUGGUGUAUAGCGGUUCAAACGUUCUAGUAAUUGAAUCUAAGACUGAAGACGGAUGUAGAGUUUUAUUAAAUCGUAUAGAUUUAAUAAAACUCCAGGAAAUAGAAUGGUGUAUUACUGCUAGUAUUAAUGAAAAAGAAGAAAAAAUAAAACCAGCAAUUAUUAAGCAAAUUAGUGAUUAUUGCGAGUAUUUGAUGGAAAAAUGCUUGCAAUCGGAUUCACCGCCCAACAAUUUGAGGGAAAUGGAAAUUUUCAUUCGGAACGUUGAAGUCAUGCAGAGUAAAAAGACACCUAACCUCGGUCAAAUUAAAAUGUUUGCGACUACACAAUUGGCCGAACUUUGUAUGGCUCAUCGGAAAGUACAAGACUCAAAAGUGGCAUAUGAUAAGAAUUUCAAAACGCUGUCAUCUUUAUCACCCAGCUAUUCAACAGUAAUGAAUGAAAUGUCCAGAUUGACUGAAGAAUGCGAUGCUUGUGAUGAAAUUAAUCCGUUGGAGGAUAAUAGUUUAGUUGAGUUACAGUACGAGUAUUCGCAGAUAUCGCCGAACUAUUCUCCAGGCAAUAAUAUAGCUAAAUUGAUUUAG